This is a messenger RNA of Morus notabilis, 440 nucleotides long. RefSeq lists its product as uncharacterized. The record is from RefSeq and is a predicted model, not a curated record. The transcript is spliced from 3 exons. The coding region runs from base 53 to 310 and encodes 85 amino acids. NCBI's taxonomy places the organism in Eukaryota, Viridiplantae, Streptophyta, Magnoliopsida, Rosales, Moraceae.
AUCGACUAGAAGGAAAAAAAUUUCUCAUUUUUUGCAGCCGAACGAAGACACGAUGAUCAGCGUUCUUGCCCAGGAGCGCCUUUUGGGGGCUGCGUUGGGAAGCGCGUUCGCGGGAAUCGUAGUAUUUGAGCAGAGAAAGAGUAUUUAUAGAUCAAUUUCAGAUCCUCAACACCAAUUGCCCUCCCAAUUUCACACGAAGGAGCCCAUCUUUGGAAAGGAAACCCGUGCAGAGCUUGCACGCCUAUGGAACAAGGCUGUAGACCAGUCAUUUGGACCUGUAAUCCAGUAUCUCAGCUCUCGUGGAUGGUAGAUCUUAAGUAAUAUGAUUACCAAUGUAUGAACGUCCGUAUUGUUUUGACGUUUGUGCAUUGCUACAACAACAUGGCCAAAUUUCUAUUUUUCACACACUCUGAACAAAUAAAAGAGUUUUUUUUGCUUAA